GAAUAGAAAUUGUAUAAACAAAUGAUUGAAGAAUUGAAAAUUAGGGUUUACCAAAUUGGAUUGUUCCUUGUCAUUUUUGCAGUAAUAUUCUUGGGGGGGUUUUUGAUUGAUUUUUAAAUGUCCACUGCACCACCAAAGCAUAGAUUCCAGUGUUUUUUGAGCCCUCAAUUCUCAUUUCCUGAAGUGGGGUUUCUUGAUUUUGUGCCCUCUGUGUGUUUUUUUCUCCAUUUUGAUUCUCGCUUUCUCUUUCCAUCUUUAUCUUUCCCAUAAUCAAAAAGAUUUCUUGCUUUUCCCCCUUUCUUUCACCUCUCCUUUCCAUGGAUGCCAUUGUUUCUUUUUGGAUUUUAGGCACAUUGUGUAGCUGGUUCACACAUUAAUCUUUGAAUAUUCACUUGUUUUAAAUUCUCUUCUCAAUUUUGCCUAUAAAUUAAGACUCCCCCAACCAAGGUGUUUCUUCAUAUUGCAGUUCAUCUUUGAAUUCAUUCAAGCUUCUGACGGUGGUGGUGGUGGUGGUUUUCAUUAGUGCAUUUCCUUCUCAAACUGUUUCAUAUAAUCAUGUCUAAGAUGAGUUAUUCAAGUGCUUCUAUGGGUUCUGGGAGUAGAACUGCUAGGAGGACUGUUGAAUUCGGGAGGACAUAUGUUGUGAGGCCAAAAGCAAAGCAUCAAGCAACCAUAGUUUGGUUGCAUGGCCUUGGUGAUAAUGGUUCUAGUUGGUCACAACUUUUGGAUAAUCUUCCUCUUCCAAAUAUUAAAUGGAUAUGCCCAACUGCUCCUACUCGCCCAGUGACUGCCCUCGGUGGAUUCCCUUGUGCUGCAUGGUUUGAUGAAGGAGAGCUUUCAGAAGACGGUCCAAACGAUGUGGAAGGUUUAGAUGCUUCAAUAGCUCACAUAGCAAACUUGUUAUCAACAGAGCCCUCUGAUGUUAAACUUGGUAUCGGAGGAUUCAGUAUGGGUGCUGCAUGUGCUCUUUACUCUGCAGCUUGUUUUGCUCAGGGAAAAUAUGGAAAUGGCAACCCGUACCCAAUUAAUUUAAAGGCUGUCGUUGGAUUGAGCGGGUGGCUUCCUGGUGCACGGAACUUAAGGAACAAGAUAGGAGGAUCAACCGAUGCUGCAAGACGUGCUGCUUCGUUGCCCAUUUUGCUCUGUCAUGGACUCUGUGAUGAAGUAGUCCCAUACGGUUACGGAGAGAGGUCCUCCCAGAUGAUGAGUUCAGCUGGAUUCCGAUAUGUUUCAUUCAAAAGCUACGAGGGGCUUGGUCACUAUACGGUCCCUAAGGAGAUGGAAGAAGUGUGUCAGUGGCUAAAUGCAAGGCUUGGAGCCUGAGAUCUAUCGAAAUCUUGAUCAAGUUUUACGCGUAUGGCAACGGCAGGGAAGAGCAAUAACCCAAGAAUGACUAGAGAAUUACACGGAUUUUGAGUUGGGAGAAAUAAGUAGAGCUGUAGAGGGGCUUCGGUGGCGAUUGGAUGGUAUACAUAUAAUAUAUAUAACGUUGUUUUAUAAGUUCGUUGUUAUAAAAUAAAGAAUUUCGGGGGUCGGGUGUCGGGAUUAUUGGUUCUUAGAUGGGAAUUUGUUGUUUGAUAAUUUGAGUUUUGGGAUUUCAUUAAGAUUGUAAUGUGAUAUUGACUUUAGAUGGUAAUAGCCUUUUGUUUGU
Molecule: messenger RNA, 1651 nt
Organism: Cynara cardunculus var. scolymus (artichoke)
Lineage: Eukaryota; Viridiplantae; Streptophyta; Magnoliopsida; Asterales; Asteraceae
Product: acyl-protein thioesterase 2
Exons: 9
Coding region: 556-1323 (255 amino acids)
Molecular function (GO): hydrolase activity
Source: RefSeq, a predicted model, not a curated record